This is a messenger RNA of Galleria mellonella (greater wax moth), 1471 nucleotides long. RefSeq names its product checkpoint protein HUS1 (gene Hus1-like). NCBI's taxonomy places the organism in Eukaryota, Metazoa, Arthropoda, Insecta, Lepidoptera, Pyralidae. Bases 120 to 998 code for a protein of 292 amino acids. Gene Ontology annotation, biological process: mitotic DNA replication checkpoint signaling; telomere maintenance; nucleotide-excision repair. The record is from RefSeq and is a predicted model, not a curated record. The transcript has 6 exons. Gene Ontology annotation, cellular component: site of double-strand break; checkpoint clamp complex; nucleolus.
UCUUAUGUCAAAUAAUCGCCGCGAAUUUUGUCUUUAAUCUUAAGGUCCAAUCUAAUUAACUUUGUAAUAUUAAAUAAUAUUUAUUUCUUAGUUAUAAGUUUGUUGUUUUUGAAAAAGCAAUGAAAUUCCGUGCAGUAAUGAUAGACGCCGGACCUAUGAGAGAAUUUACAAAUAUAGUUACAACAAUAUCUAAGUUGUCGAAAGAAUGUGUACUAAGAAUAGCUAGUGAUCAACUGUAUUUUAUCGUUAGUGAUGAGAAUAGUGGUCCAGCACCUCCGAUAUUAUGGUGCGAAAUACCACAUUCUAUAUUCUUCUCAGAAUACCAAAUGGUUGGAUUGGAUGAGCAGCACAAAGACAUUUAUCUUGGCUUCAAUUCAGGUAAUUUGGCAAGAUCAUUAAUAACACUGAAGUCUGCAAAAACACUAAAAAUGAAGUUGACAAAGAAACAGGGUCCAUGUCUUACAUUAGACAUUGAAGUGCCAUCAGCUUGCUCUCAACAGACGAGGCAAGUAACACAUGAUAUUCCCAUUGUAGUCAUACCAAGGAAGAUGUGGUCAGAUUUCCAAGAGCCCAGGACUCCACAACCAGAUGUGUCCAUAGAGUUGCCAACACUGAAGCAACUACGUACAACCAUCGAUCGGAUGAAAACCAUGGCGGCGGAGGUGGUGAUUAGAGCAUCGGCAGAAGGAAGACUCACAUUGCAAAUCAAGACUGAUAUGGCGAAAGUAUCCACGAGGUUCAAGGACUUGAGAGUUGAAACGUAUGGAGGUCCUAUUGACCAUUCGGACUCUGAGAGUGAAACUCAAAUAAAUGAAGAUAUGUCCAAAGUGUGUCACUGCCGGGUAGACGCUAAAAAAUUGUCCAUGUUUCUCAGUGCAGACUCAAUAUCUCACAACCGGACUGUAUGUAGUAUAAUACACAAGAAAUUAGUGAUAUUGUGUUUACAAACUGAAGAGAAUGUUAAGUUGCAGUGUUUUAUCACAGGGAUUGUGUAUUGAUGAUUUCUUUUUAUAUUCAAGCAUAAUUGUCAGGCCUUUGAUCAUGUUAAAACCGAGUGAACAAAAACUCAAUUAUUCCCCAAAUUCUUAAAUUCUUGUUUAGUGUAAACAUACUAAGAGCAUAUGUCAAUGCUCACAGUCUGCCGAGUAUGAUGGAUCACAUAAGAAAUGUGUCGUUGCUGAUCUUCCGUUGACGAGAGAUCGAUGGCGAUCGGACAGAUACCUCGCCGGCCUAGCGCAAACUUUCUAGUCGUUACGUCGACCGAUUUUCCGUGUAGUGUGUCCGAGAGUUGUAAAUACUGUUCUACAUUUUGUGACUUUAUAUCGUGUAUGAUCCACAACUGAAAAUUGCCUAAUAUCGCGCUAACAUACAAUGAAAGGACAAUUCGAAUUAAUUCACGACGUGUAAACAUAUUUGUGGAUGUGCCUUCUCUGUACAUUAUAAUAUGAUGCCGAUGAUAGGUCAUUAUAAU